Molecule: messenger RNA, 2154 nt
Organism: Aspergillus aculeatinus CBS 121060
Lineage: Eukaryota; Fungi; Ascomycota; Eurotiomycetes; Eurotiales; Aspergillaceae
Exons: 1
Coding region: 347-1828 (493 amino acids)
Source: RefSeq, a predicted model, not a curated record
AACAAACCUCGACGGAGGGUCACCAGCUCCACUCCGUUUCGAGCAUACCAACCCGUGUGGCCCAUCUAACCCUGUCCAGUCCCUGUCCGGUAUAAUUGACAUCCAUUCUCUUCUCCUGUCGGUUGUCGGCUUCGUUUGCCUUCUCUUAUCUUCAUACCAUUUCCUCUCACGUUCUUUCUUUUCUUUUCACUUGUUCCCACUCGUUGUUUGUUGUGUACAUGGGUUGGCCCACUAGUCCAUCCACUUACUCUUUCCUUAUUAUUGAGUACCUGCCGGGCUUGGGGGCUCUAUCACUUUUCUCUCCUAUUAUUUCGUUCUUCUCUCGACCUUCCCACUUCACAUCACCAUGUAUCAGACAGCAGCCCCUCUAGACCUGGACUACCUGAACCAGCAGCUUCUUCCUCGACAAUACGAAUCAGAGGAGGAGGAGACUUCCGAAUCGGAGUUGGGAUCCCAUGACCAUGCAUUUUCGCCCAUCAAAACUGCCGGUCCAUAUGAUUCAGACAUGAGCGCGGAUGAGGUUUCCAGCGUCAACUCCCCUCAAUCACCAUCAGACCAGACCGCCUUCGCCCGCUUAUUGUCAAUGCAUGCUACCGCAGGCAAGACCUCUCGGCCAGUCUCGCUAGAUACCGUGAAACGUAGCAGUGGAACGACGUUUGUGCCGGAGUCUUACAUGUUUGACGAUGAUGACGACGUGAUCAUCGAGCUGCCAUCGCCUGGCAGCACCUCUCCACUGCGGUCUCCAGUCUUCUUGCAACCUACUGUUUAUCAACCUCCGCAAUCGCUGCGACAUCAGCGUCGCUCUCGAUCUUCUUCCCCUUGUUCUGUUUACUCGCUUGACGACUCAGUCGACGACUCAGAUGUCUGCGUGGCUGAGAAAGUCACCAUUGUCGAGCCUAUUGCCAAGCCUAAUCUGAUCUUAAUAAGCCCAGUCACCGAUGGCCCGGUGGUAGAGGAGCCCGAGCCCAUGUCGGCCAUUUCAACGACGACUGAACCGGACCGAUAUCCAAGUGGUAAAGGACUGUACUCCCUCAACCAGGCAAUCAAAUCGCAACCGCUCCUGAGCGAGAGACGACCAGAUCCCGCCUUCCACUUGAAGCGUGGUAGCCUGCAAUUACAUGGCCGCUAUGCGGGGCAGCAUCCUCGGCGAGCGGACACCGACCCGUUUGUUGCUCCCCGAGCCUUGGCAGAUGUGCCCGAAACUCCCCAGCCCACCAAUAUGCGCUCGCAGUCCAUGGCAUUCAAUCGACCAAAGACCUCUGCCGAGCAUGUUGCAAACCGGGGACCCAAAGGCAGUCUUCUCCGUCGACCCCCAUCCAUGCAGACCGUCCAUGGGGGCUAUUCGCCCUUUCCUCCCCGCCACACAUUCAAUCAUGCCGCCGAUGAAUCUCACAGCCGAUCUGUGUCGCUCUCUCACUCCUUCGCUGGCUCUGAUUACAGUUUGCCGUCGUCCCGCACUUCCAGUCCUGUUCCCUACUACUCAUCACCCACAUUCAACCGCCACCGCUCGGGCUCCACCUACAGCACGUCCAGCAUGCCUGGCAACCGAGGGUUUCGGCCCCCAACGGCAGCCGCCUCGCUUAUGCACAGUUCGACGGCGUCUAGUGUGUACUCAGCCAGCAGUCUGCGGUCGGAAGUGGAGAGCGUCUACAGCUUGGACCCACGCGAAGCCGCCGCGUCGGACGCCAAGGCUGCGCGGCGGAAGAAGAGUUUUCGGUACAGCCGAAGCGCUAAGGCCGACAGUGCGGAACCAGCCGCCAAGAGUUCGAGUUCUGGUUUCAUGGGAUUCAUGUUACGAGGCAGGAGAAAGUCCACCAUCCAGAAAUAAUGCUUAAUUUGCGGAGAUAACACGGGAAGAAUUGCUAGAUCUAGUGUUUCAUCUUUACUUCUUCUUUCUACGUUUUGGGGAAAAGGUUUUUUAUUUGUCGCGUCACGUCUCUACUUUGGCGUUCUUCGUCGGUUUAGCGUUUGCUUCCAUGGGGUUUGUUUUUGGUCUGUACUUCAACUGCCUGGGGCGGCAUUCCUUUUUUUCCUGGUUGUUUGACUUGUCGCACUGGAUGCUUGUGAUAUUGCGAUCUUACUGUACUAUCUCAGAACCUCCUCGCCUGUCUCUUUUUUCCUUUCUAUGUUCUGAUCACCGAAGUAGUCAUAGGC